AUGACCCAGGCACAGAUGAGGGACACACGGGACGCCCUGAAGUUCACAAGGAUGUGCAAGUACUGGAAGGUCAACCGUUGCCACCUCGGCGCAGAGUGCAACUUUGCCCAUGACGAGGGGGAGCUGAGGGAUCAACCGGACUUGGUAUCAACCCAGCUUUGUUUCCAGUUUGCACGCAAGGGCUUUUGCAAGAAUGGAGAGGCGUGCACGUUCGCACACGGAAAGGGCGAGCUCCGACGCCUUGCAAAGGCUGGCAAGUCUGGGCAUGCUGCUCCGGAUCACAAGAAGGUAUCCAAGCGACAUGGUUCAGACAACCGGCCGGCAAACUCGACGAUGGGCUGCGUGGGCAAGCUUCUUUCGGCGACGGCACUUGAAGCAGAUCCCAAGCUGACGCUGACAAUGGCCACUGCAGCAUUGACCUUCCGGCCGCCACCCGGCCUGGAAAGCUCGGGGGAUGCCAGCCCGAUCAGUCCUCCACCGGGCCUUCCCAUGUUUGUCGUUGCAGAGCCACAGCUGCCGAGUGCCUUUGGAGUGACGCUUCGGGAUGGCUUGGAGAGCUCACACCGCAAGCUUCUGCUCAAACAGUCCAGCAACGACGGCCUUGCCCAUGAGCUGCCGCUCAGACUGGAUGCAACGGUCUUGGCCAAGAGGGACGCGGACGUGGGCACCGAGAGCGCUUCAACUGCUUGGUUAAGCGGAUAUUCGUCUGACAGCAGUGAGCCUUCCAGCCCCAAGCAAGGACCCUUCUGGCUCUGA
Symbiodinium natans is the source of this 756-nucleotide messenger RNA. The record is from the annotation of a GenBank genome assembly. Lineage: Eukaryota; Dinophyceae; Suessiales; Symbiodiniaceae.